This is a messenger RNA of Didymella exigua CBS 183.55, 1761 nucleotides long. RefSeq names its product delta 8-(E)-sphingolipid desaturase. Lineage: Eukaryota; Fungi; Ascomycota; Dothideomycetes; Pleosporales; Didymellaceae. Bases 1 to 1761 code for a protein of 586 amino acids. Gene Ontology annotation, biological process: lipid metabolic process. Gene Ontology annotation, cellular component: membrane. The record is from RefSeq and is a predicted model, not a curated record. Gene Ontology annotation, molecular function: oxidoreductase activity, acting on paired donors, with oxidation of a pair of donors resulting in the reduction of molecular oxygen to two molecules of water. The transcript is spliced from 3 exons.
AUGUUGGGGCAGAACAUGAUCUCCGCGCAAGUUAUCGAGCAACUGGUUGCGCAAGGCGACCCGGUUGUCAUCCACGAGGGUUACGCCCUGGACAUCUCAACAUGGAUCGAUAACCACCCUGGUGGUCGGCUUGCAAUCCUGCACAUGGUCGGGCGCGAUGCCACCGACGAAAUCAACAUGUAUGCGCUGCGAUACAAGAGCGAGAUAGCUCGCUGUCCAUCUUUGAAACCUGAAACUGACCCAAUGCGUAACAGCUACCAUUCCAACAAGGCUCUCCUGAUGAUGAAGAAGUACCGCAUUGGUCGUGUAGAAGAACCGUGGACGAACCUCGAGCCCCCUAUUCGCGCCGCCAAGCCGCACUCCGACUCGGACCUAGACGAGAAGAAAGCCGUCAAAGCCGCACAUGAACGGUCACGACGAAGUGUUGACCUGAGCUCUGUCGCUGCUACGCUGAGCAAGAAGCUGAGCCCUAUCGACGCAUGCGCCAACACGUGCAGGUCCCGUACACCAGACCCAGAGAAGCAACCACUUCUAAGGUCUGAAGCACCUCCGCCAUCCACAUUCGAUAAGAUAGCACACCGCCUGCAGUAUGCUACUGAGCUCGAGGAGAAGGAGAUCAUGGAUGGGCUGAGAGAGAAUCCUUCGGUGGACACCGAGACUCAACACCAAAUCCUGCUAGACUACCGCGAGUUGCACGAGCAGAUCAAGGCGGAAGGCUUAUACAAGUGCAACUACUCAGCAUACGGCUGGGAAAGCAUCCGAUAUGCUGCCCUUUUCGCUGCUUUCGCAUAUCUGCUGUACAGCAAGUGGUAUCUCACAUCUGCGCUCUUCUUGGGGCUGUUCUGGCAACAGAUCAUGUUCACGGCGCACGACGCCGGUCACCGCGGCAUCUCUGGCAACUUCGUCAUCGACACCCUGAUCGGCGCCUUCAUCGCCGACUUCUGCUGCGGCCUCUCGAUCGGAUGGUGGAAGUCGUCCCACAACGUACACCACCUGAUCACCAACAUGCCAGAACACGACCCAGAUAUUCAGAAUACACCCAUCUUCUCGAACUCGCCCACGUACAUUAAGGGUGUUGUUUCCACAUUCUACAAGGACUUCGAGUUCAAGUGGGACGCUGCCUGCGAGGUUGCCCUGCCAUACCAGAAGUACACCUACUACCCCAUCAUGGCGCUUGCGCGAUUCAACCUCUACCUACUCUCUUGGUGCCAUCUGUGCUCGCCUCGCGCAGCUCAGCUUGGCGCAGCGUGGUGGACACGCCCUGUCGAACUCGUCUUCAUGGCGUGCUACUGGUUCAUCUUCGGCUACCUGCUCGUCUGGUGCACACUUCCCACCUGGCCCAUCCGCAUCGGUUUUGUCCUUAUCAGCCAUCUCGUCACGAUGAUCCUGCACGUUCAGAUCACGCUGUCACACUGGGGCAUGCCAACAAGCGAUCUUGGACCCACCGAGUCUUUCCCUCAGCGUCAGAUGCGCACUACAAUGGAUGUCGAGUGCCCUGUGUGGUUGGACUGGGUUCACGGCGGUCUCCAGUUCCAGGCCGUGCACCACUUGUUCCCCAGGGUGCCGAGGCACAACCUCAGGAGAGGACAGGAGCUAGUCCGAGAGUUCAGUAAGAAAACCGGUAUCCGUUACCACUGCUACGGAUUUGUCGAGGGCAACAAGGUUGUCCUCGGUAGGUUGGAAGAGGUUGCGAACAUGGUCAAGAUGAUGGUAGAGUGUCAGAAGGAUAUGGCUGCUACAGGAGAGAGCGGACUGCACUGA